Molecule: messenger RNA, 1417 nt
Organism: Triticum aestivum (bread wheat)
Lineage: Eukaryota; Viridiplantae; Streptophyta; Magnoliopsida; Poales; Poaceae
Product: secretory carrier-associated membrane protein 4
Exons: 13
Coding region: 302-1228 (308 amino acids)
Biological process (GO): protein transport
Cellular component (GO): recycling endosome membrane; trans-Golgi network membrane
Source: RefSeq, a predicted model, not a curated record
CGCGGCCGGACAAAAUCAACACACGGACUUCGCCAAGAUUUACCAUGGUUUUAUACUAGAUGAGUACGUGGAUUAUACUAUCCUCGUUCUAGUUCUAGAAGUGCUGAUGCAUGCAACUUCGUGUGAAGGCCAACUGAUCCUUGCCUCCUUGCGUAGAACAAGUCUGCUCUGCCCCUUCGUCUCUCUCCUGGCACCUGCGCUCAGGCAGAAGCAGAGGAAAAAGGCAGAAGCAGAGGAAAAAGGCAGAAGCGGAGGAAAAGCAGGGGAAACCCAGAGAGGAGAAGCGCGCGAGGGGUGAUCCAUGGCGGGGAGGACGAGGUACGACAACCCUUUCGAGGAGAGCGGUGGCGACGAGGUCAACCCUUUCGCGGACAAGGCUACAAGAGAAGCACUGGCUGCUCAAUCCGGUUAUUCCGGCGGUUCACUCUAUGCAACGCAACCACGGCCUAGUCCUCCUAGCAGCACCCGCCUUUCGCCUCUUCCUCCAGAGCCAGCUGACUUCUACAAUGACUUUGCCUCCACACACACAAACAAGGACAUGAAGAUAAUGGAGAAGGAGCUUCUGGCGAAGGAGGCUGAGUUAAGCAGGCGAGAGAAGGAAAUUAGAAGAAGGGAAGAAGCUGCAGCACGAGCUGGCGUUGUCAUAGAAGAGAAAAAUUGGCCUCCAUUUUUUCCCAUCAUUCAUCAUGAUAUCAAUAAUGAGAUACCCGUGCAUCUUCAAAGAACACAAUAUGUUGCCUUUGCAUCACUUUUGGGAUUGAUCAUUUUCCUAUUUUGGAACAUCGUCUGUGUUACCGCUGCUUGGAUUAAAGGGGAAGGUCCCAAGAUCUGGUUUCUUGCGGUCAUCUACUUUAUUCUUGGUUGCCCAGGUGCCUACUAUCUGUGGUACCGACCACUUUACCGGGCCAUGAGGAAUGAUAGUGCUUUGAAAUUUGGAUGGUUUUUUCUAUUUUACUUGGUUCAUAUUGCUUUCUGUGUGUAUGCAGCUAUUUCUCCUUCAAUUCUGUUUGUGGGAAAAUCACUAACAGGGAUUUUCCCAUCGAUCAGCUUGAUAGGGAAGAGCGUCAUAGUGGGGGUGUUCUACUUUCUUGGCUUCGCAAUGUUUUUCCUCGAGUCAUCACUAAGCAUGUGGGUCAUUCAGCGCGUGUAUCACUAUUUUCGAGGAAGUGGGAAAGAAGCACAUAUGAGGCAUGAGGCAGCACGCGCCACAGCUAGGGCAGCAUUUUGAUACUGAAAAAUGAUGCAUACAUCGAUAUGGUUUUACUGUCACAACUUCUAAAUUUAGAGGCUUGUAAGUUAACUGGCAUGUAGGACUUUGGUUGUCCUAUGUAGAAGUUUAUGUACUUGUUUUAGAUUUGUCCCCAGUUUUAGACUCUUAUCAAGCUAUACAUAUAAAGUGUGGGAUUAUUUUUCUGAA